This is a messenger RNA of Australozyma saopauloensis, 456 nucleotides long. RefSeq lists its product as uncharacterized. The transcript has a single exon. Gene Ontology annotation, biological process: mitochondrial respiratory chain complex I assembly. Lineage: Eukaryota; Fungi; Ascomycota; Pichiomycetes; Serinales; Metschnikowiaceae. Bases 1 to 456 code for a protein of 151 amino acids. The record is from RefSeq and is a predicted model, not a curated record.
AUGAUGAAAGGAAACAAUAAACUCGAAUUGUCUCAAAAAUUCAGUUUACCCCAAAUUGAGAUUCGUCUUUUUUUUUUGCAGCCAGUCGUGCACGGCCCAAAAGUCCCCAGGCCAAUGAAAUGCACAUUGUACCUAAUCCCCCUACCCCCAACACAACCUCCACCAAAACAUCCACAAAUGCAGCCCUACUCCCGUGACGGCGGCACCAGAAGGUGUUUCUACGAGUUCCAGACCUUCAUGGCCUGCUACACCUCUGCCGAGACCUCCACCAGCAAACAGUGUACUCCUCAAUUCGAUGACUACUACGAGUGCAUACACGGAUUCAAGGAGAGAGAGAAGGCCCGUUUGAUGGUCAAGCAGUUGAAGGCCAACGAGGCUUCGGGCGAGGGUGUCAAGGCGCUGGACUUGUACAAGAAGUCGGGUGCUGUUUACGAGAACUUGGAGUUGGUGAAGUGA